AUGGACGCAGCAUCGCCCGAGCCGUCGCUGGCAGGGUUGUCGCUAGGUGGCUCGACCUAUGUGCCUUCGCGCUCGACGUGUCCGGAUCAAGCGACAGCCAGCGACGCCUCGAAAUUCACUCUCCCAGCGUACACCAGCUUCCCGCCUUUCUAUACACUGCAACCCAACUUGACCACUCGCGCCCGACAACUGCAAUUGUGGUCGACGUUAAUCAUCGCGUACUGCGCUCACCAUCGUCUGUUCAAGCUCUCCCUCUCAUCCCCACCAGCGGAUCUCUUCAGCAACACAGCCAUCAAAAGGAGCCUCAAACCCAAUGACGUUCGAUCUGUCCUCGACCACAUGAGCCAGCCCGCGAACGGAUCGUUAGUCGAGUGGAUUGCGCCUACAACCAGAGGAGAGCAAACGCACACAUGCUUUGUGUAUUGGCGGAGCUUGAGCGAAUGGGCGGACUCCAUUUACGACUGGGUGGACGAGACAGGCCAGAAAGGCGCUGUACUGACAGUGUACGAAAUACGAGAGGGCGAGGCAGUGCAGAACAAGGAGUGGAAAGAUAUCGACGAGGUUUUGCUGAGGAAGAUUUUCCAUGUCCUCGUCAAACGAGGCAGAGCCCAGAUCUUCGGGCAGGAAGAGAACGCAGGCGUCAAGUUCUUCUAG
Messenger RNA from Fulvia fulva, 654 nucleotides. Its product is annotated as Vacuolar protein-sorting-associated protein 25. Gene Ontology annotation, cellular component: ESCRT II complex. Gene Ontology annotation, molecular function: structural molecule activity; protein homodimerization activity. The transcript has a single exon. The record is from RefSeq and is a predicted model, not a curated record. Gene Ontology annotation, biological process: protein transport to vacuole involved in ubiquitin-dependent protein catabolic process via the multivesicular body sorting pathway. Lineage: Eukaryota; Fungi; Ascomycota; Dothideomycetes; Mycosphaerellales; Mycosphaerellaceae. Bases 1 to 654 code for a protein of 217 amino acids.